Amorphotheca resinae ATCC 22711 is the source of this 2534-nucleotide messenger RNA. RefSeq lists its product as hypothetical. Lineage: Eukaryota; Fungi; Ascomycota; Leotiomycetes; Helotiales; Amorphothecaceae. The record is from RefSeq and is a predicted model, not a curated record. The transcript has a single exon. Bases 406 to 2100 code for a protein of 564 amino acids.
CCUUUCAUAAGCCCAUUAACAUCCCACCUCCCUGUCGGUCAUAUUUGCCUACUCGGUAACGCCAUAUAUACAUCCGUCUCUCUCAUCGACGGGAAUCCAGCUGGUAUCCAGAGAUCUCGCUGUGGGUGCAUGGACGGUUUCAUUCUCAUUUCCUCUCUUGUUUGAUUCCUUUCUUUGCGCAUACGACCUUCUUCUUGCGACUGCAUAUUACGACGACAGCGCCUCUGCGAAAUCCACUCUGAAUAUCCUGUGUAGGAAAGGGACCAUUACAGCUGUAUCGUAUUCCGGCCGUCUUCUGGGAAGACUGCGAACAUUGGAAGAUCCCACAGCGCUGCGCCGAUACCGCGUUACAAGCCCACGAAGUACAUUACAGUCCAACGGCACUCGCUGGACGGAGCGCCUUUCAUGUCCUCUCCUUCCCUCGACAAUAUCUCUCUCCCUCCCAUUGCCACGCCCUCGGAUCCUCCCACUCCCAAGAGCAUUUCGUCGGAUGCCACUCUCGAUGCUUCCAAGAAUGCCAGGCAGAUCGUGAGAUUAGUCCAAUGCCCCCAAUGCUCCUACCCGCUGCGAGAACCGGUCACCUUGCCGUGUGGAAACACAUUGUGCAAGACAUGCAUCCCCGAACUGCAUUACCGCACAAAUAUUUCUUAUCCCGCGACGGCGAAUAGAUUACAAGGCUUCGCAUGUCCGUUCAAAACCUGCGGGAAGGAACAUGCGGUGGGGGAUUACAGUGUGGAUGUGGUGCUCAAUAAGGUCUUGGAUAUUGUAAAAACGGUGAUGGAAAAAUGUCGGGGCACUACUGAGGCAUCCAUAGUUCUGUCGCAGGUUCAAGAGGUGGACCGGUGGGCAAUCGCGGGGAUAUCUUCUCUGCAUGAUGAUCUGGUACGGACUCGACUUCUCCCCGGUGGACGACUCUUGGCAACUUAUACCAUGGCGGAGAUGGGAGAACUUGCAUACGAUUCCGAGGUUAUGUACCCGGCAAUGGGUUCUUCGAAUGAAACUGAAGAGCUGGAUACCAAAGUGUUCGAACACUUGAAAGAAUCCGCAAGGUCUGAGAUGGAUUGUCAAGUUUGCUACGAUGUGUUUCUGGAUCCUCUGACCACGAAUUGUGGCCAUACACUCUGCCGACAAUGCCUCCACCGCGUCCUCGAUCACUCGAAUCUUUGCCCGCUAUGCCGACGGCGGAUGGAAAUCCCACCAGGAGUCAGCGCUCAGCAAGCUUCUUCUAAUGCGCUCCUUACAAAACUGAUUUCUAGUCUCUGCCAUGAGGCUCUUGAUUUGCGACUAGAAUCUAUGAGAUUGAGUGACAUGCACGAUGUUACUGAAUUAGAUACACCGCUAUUUAUCUGCACACUCUCCUUCCCUUGCACGCCAACCUUCCUGCAUGUUUUCGAGCCUAGAUAUCGAUUGAUGAUUCGACGAGCUAUCGAGAGCGGUGACCGAAAAUUCGGCAUGCUGCUGUAUAAUCCAAGCCGUGAGCCUCAAGGAGAGUUGGGAAGGGUCCCAUUCUAUGAACUUGGGACCUUACUCCACAUCGUCAACAUGCAGCUUAUGCCGGAUGGUCGAAGCCUCCUCGAGACCGUUGGAGUCUCUAGAUUUCGGGUUGUCAGACAUGGUGUACUUGAUGGCUAUACUGUUGGCAAGAUAGAGAGAAUUGAUGAUGUCAGCGUCACAGAGGAAGAAGCUCUCGAGGCGGCCGAAACAUCAUCCAUUGCAGGAAAUUUCUCCGCAGAGGGCUACGAUACCCCUCCACGUCAGAGCCCUUCAAGAGAAUCUGGAGAUCUACCUUCCCUCCAGGAGCUCAACUCAAUACCAACAAAAGAGCUGAUGGAUAUCGGGGUACGUUUCGUGCAGAGGAUGCAGGAUAACAGCGCAUCAUGGCUGCAGCGAAACGUGGUCCAUGCCUAUGGCGAAUGCCCCGACGACCCUGCACUGUUCCCCUGGUGGUUUGCAAGUGUAAUUCCCACCUCUGAUGCGGAAAAGUAUAAAAUGCUCUCGACCUCGAGCGUCCGGGAGCGGUUAAAAAUGUGUGUGGUUUGGGCAGCCGAGCUCGAGGCGCAGAGAUGGUAUGCUUCUCCCUCUCCACCACUCUCGCCGUGAAGGAAAAGAGUGUAAGUGUUGGUCUUGGCAUAGGCUGCGCAACUAACAAAUCAUCUAGGGGCUCCGGCUCCAACUGUACGGUCUUAUGACUAUCCGGCGUCAGUUUUUUAGUGCUAUUGCUCAGCGUGUUUAUCAUUUAUUGCGGGAACACGAGGGAUGUUCAAAGCAGCAGUUGACGAGAUAGAAUUUUUUUUCGAAAAGGGGGCAUAUGGUGGGGCCAGUUCUUUUGUUACAACAGCGCUAUAUGCGGUCGCAGGCUUUUUGCAUUGUAGGAUAACAGGCGGUUGGUUAGGGGUAGGUGUGAUUUGGAUGGAACAACAUAGGCAUGCAUUAUGGUCCUCACGAUAUCGUAACUUUGCGAGACUUGAGGUUGGGUUCAUUGUAUAUAUCACAAUAUGUUUCCCGCUUAUCGCAGCAAUGACCACCACCAUGAC